AUGUUUCUGGGACAAUCGUAUUUUGCACCAUCAGCAGUGGCUGGAUCGAUCUUUGGUCUAGCGUUAAUGUUGUUGGUUGAUGGCAUCAUAGUGGCACAGAAGGAAGCGGACUCAGCAAACCAUAUAACUUUUAUGAUGCUUACUCCCGCGUUUUUUUCCAUUGUUGGUUUUAUUCUCAUGAUCUUUACUUCUCCCGUUGAGGUAAAGAACGGCGUUCCAAGGGCUAAAGCGGUUCUUUUUAUCGGAUGGAUUGUGUACUUUGGCUCUGCCGUUGCCGCUCUCGUUCUUUGCAGAUCUAAGUUUACGGGUUUGCAGAGUCGCGAACGGGCAGUACCUGGAGUGGCACUGGUGGGAUUUACAAGUUUAGUGCCACUUUCUGGGUCAAUUAUUUGGUGGGGAAAACAAUCUUCUCUCGAUGACUAUUAG
Messenger RNA from Trypanosoma theileri, 426 nucleotides. RefSeq lists its product as uncharacterized. Lineage: Eukaryota; Euglenozoa; Kinetoplastea; Trypanosomatida; Trypanosomatidae. The transcript has a single exon. Gene Ontology annotation, biological process: late endosome to vacuole transport via multivesicular body sorting pathway; protein targeting to vacuole. The record is from RefSeq and is a predicted model, not a curated record. Bases 1 to 426 code for a protein of 141 amino acids.